UGGGCGGAGCUCUGCUGAGCGGGCGGUGUCUCUAGCUCCCCAGCUCCUGUGCUCCUUAAGCUGUACAGCAGCGGGUUACGGAGCAGCUGGGCCUGCCAGGUUCAGCCCUCACCCUUGUCUGAUGGUAGAUCCUGACGCCAAGUGACUUCCCAGGGACUGACGCAACCCUUGCCUCUCUGUCAAAUACCAGGGGCCGCGAUGGACCUGGUCCUCAGUGCCGCCGAUUACUACUUCUUCACGCCAUAUGUGUAUCCAGCCACGUGGCCAGAGGACAACAUCAUCCGACAAACUAUUAGUCUCCUGAUCGUCACGAACCUGGGUGCUUAUAUUCUCUACUUCUUGUGUGCGACCCUCAGCUAUUAUUUUGUCUAUGAUCAUUCCUUAAUGAAACACCCACAGUUUUUAAAGAAUCAAGUCCAUCGAGAGAUCAUGUUCACGGUCAAGUCUUUGCCCUGGAUCAGCAUCCCGACAGUUGCACUGUUCCUGCUGGAGCUUAGAGGUUACAGCAAGCUCUAUGAUGACAUAGGACACUUCCCAAAUGGCUGGAUUCAUCUCAUCGUGAGCGUGAUCUCCUUCCUCUUUUUCACGGACAUGUUGAUCUACUGGAUUCAUAGAGGCCUGCACCAUAGACUGGUCUACAAGCACAUACAUAAACCUCAUCAUAUUUGGAAGAUCCCUACGCCAUUUGCAAGUCAUGCUUUUCACCCUGUGGACGGCUUCCUUCAGAGUCUGCCUUACCAUAUAUACCCCUUUGUCUUUCCACUGCACAAGGUGGUCUACUUAGGUUUAUAUGUGUUGGUUAAUGUAUGGACAAUUUCUAUUCAUGACGGCGAUUUUCGGGUUCCCCAGAUCUUAAGGCCAUUUAUUAACGGGUCAGCUCAUCACACAGACCACCACAUGUUCUUUGACUAUAACUAUGGGCAGUAUUUCACAUUGUGGGAUAGAAUUGGAGGAUCUUUUAAGAAUCCUUCCUCUUUUGAAGGGAAAGGACCACAUAGUUAUGUGAAAAACAUGACAGAAAAAGAAUCCAACGGCCUUGCAGAAAAUGGCUGUAAAAGCAAAAAGUUAUGCAAUGAAGAGUUUACAAAGAACAAGUAGAUUAUUUCCCAAUUAUUAACGAUUUUAAAUAAGAAAAUAAUCUACACACGGUCGAGCAAUAUAGCAAAUAAGGGGUGUCAUUUGAAUGUCAGCAUUGCUUGAGUGUCGUGCUGAGGAACGGUCCCAAUGCUGAGCAGUGGGAAGGCCCUGGGAGGAUUGUAAUCUCUUGGUUAAUUGUCCGACAUUGGUCCUGAGACAACUUGUGUCUUUCCAGCCAGCUGAUGUGCAGCCUGUACAGCCCCAACAGCAUCUUCAAAUACGAUAGAAAAUGAGCUGCUGAAGAAGCUGGUCUGUGUCCUUUUGCCUUAAUCCAUGCAUACUCAUUAAGGGAAAAAGUACCAUUGUGCUUAACAAUACUGAGGCUAGCCAGGAAACCCUAAAUAUGAAGAUGUUCCAGGAGCCGCUGGCUCCACAGCAGUGCUGCAGGAUUGCAGGACGUCAUUCAAAUAGGAAUAUCAGUCCAAGCAGGCUGAUACAUGAGUGGCAAUGUAUAUGAUUUACUUAAUGACUGAUGUAAUAAGAUUAUAUUUUCUUCCUAUACAUAGGCACCUUACUCUCUGGGGUGUUAUCAGGUUUUAAUAAAUGAAUAAAUAAAUGGUAAUUUUUUAAAUGUCAGCUCUUCCAUGAUUCAGUCCAGAUAGGAGAUUAUUUAACCUAAGAUCUUGGUAAGUGUCAUAUUUUAUUUUAUUUUAUUUUAUUUUAUUUUAUUUUAUUUUUGAGACAGGGUUUCUCUGCAUAGCCCUAACUGUCCUGGAACUCACUCUGUAGACUGGGCUGGCCUUGAACUCAUAUUUGCCUGCCCCUGCUGGGAUCAAAGGUGUACAUCACCACUGCCCAGCAUGAUGUGUGUCGUUUAAAACCACUGUUUAAUAACCCUACAGCCAUGAAUCUGGAUAAUGCUAGAUAUAAACUUGUGGCACCCAGGUGACAUUGUUUUUAAUAAAGUGGAUGCACUGUACUUUUGA
This is a messenger RNA of Apodemus sylvaticus (European woodmouse), 2063 nucleotides long. It is a transcript of the gene Sc5d, whose product is annotated as sterol-C5-desaturase. The transcript is spliced from 6 exons. The coding region runs from base 199 to 1098 and encodes 299 amino acids. Gene Ontology annotation, molecular function: iron ion binding; oxidoreductase activity. Lineage: Eukaryota; Metazoa; Chordata; Mammalia; Rodentia; Muridae. The record is from RefSeq and is a predicted model, not a curated record.